GGGAGGGAGUGAGGCUCUUCAGCAAGGCUCAUCCACAAGGAAGCUUUCUGUUCCUCUUUGUUCUGCACUCUAGCACAAAACUUGAAGUAUCUGCCCAAAAAAGAGGCAGGUAUUGACAGUGACACAUCGUAUUUCCAAGCUUCUAGGCAUCAAGCAAAGUAGGAACUUGCACAUCACCCUUGAAGAGAAAUGCCCAAGUUCUACCCAUAAUGGGAGUGGAUAUAGAUAUUGGAAGGGCUGAAGCGGAGCAAAUGCAGACCCAACACUGGGAACAGAAACUCCUUUCGAAUGAGUCUUGAUCCAAUUUAACAAGCAUAACUUUGAAGUGGGAUGAUGAUGAUGAUUAAGCAAGGACAGAGAACACUGGACUGUCAGCCAGCAACAUUCUCCAUGUGGGUGCUACAGGAGGCCAGCUUUCAGAAUUCUGUUUCCAGGCACCUAGGGGGAAAAAAGAGAGGGCUACCCUCCAAACCAGUCUGAAUGAGCUUAGCUGUGCUCUGAAUCCCUGCUGGCGAUCUGGCCUUGACAUCUGAGCCUGGGGGUUCUCCCACUUAGCAUUUACACAAGUCCAGAUGAAAUCUAAUGACAAAUUGAAGUGAAUUAACUAGAAAUGGGGAGGCAAUUCAAUUUGCGUUAUGAAUUUAAGGGAGUGCUUAGGAGGUGGGGACAACACUCCACCAAGGCUUUCCAUGGGUGUCUUAUAGAACUCUUGCUGUGUGUAAACAGACUCACUCCUGCUUAGCCUUAACAAGCAAAACAUUUCAGCACACGAUGAAGUAACAAAAAGAGAGAGAGAGAGAGAGAGAGAGAACCAUCGAAGAGGAUGGAUGUUUCCCUAGCUCAUUCUCUGCAGUCGUGGCUGGGUGGGGGAACUCUUUUCCGUUCCUGCUGAGAAGACAGAGCCAGCGUGUUGCCUGAAGGAUCCAGGAGGUACAGCUUAGAUGCAACCUUGUUUUUUUGGCAGAAAGAAAAUAUUGCAGCUAGGGAUUGGGAGCCACCUUAAAAGUGGUAGCUAGAGCUGUCAGGCUGAGUGGGGAAGCGCUCAGACCAAGGGAGACAGCAGUUGCCAGCAAAGACAAGCUCUAUCCACAACAGCACAGCAAGCAGCCUGGAAGAAGAAAACAGACAUUGCUCCCAAGCACUCCUUGUAUGCUUGCCUGCAUUUCCUGACACCCAAGAAGCCACCCAGCCAGCUAAGCCUCCUGGAUUAUAAGGGCCAAGGCUACAGAUGACAGGCUUGGGCAUUCAAAGCCAUCUGCUCUGUUUAUUUGGUUGCCCUAAGUAAAAGGGAAGAAAAGGAAGGGAGGAAAGGAAAGGAAAGCAAGCUUCUGACAACUCGAAAGUCUCACCGUGGGAUCAAAAUCAAGCUGGACCUUUCUGAUUCUGCCAUUAGCACACAGAUCCGGUGACUGGAUUUGAAGACACUGGUGUUCUCCAGGAAGCAUUUUCUGAUGGCACUCCUAGCUACAGCGGAGAUGAAGAUGGCUCUGCAGAGACCAGGCACUUUGGCGUUCAUCCUGAUCAUGAUCUGAGUUCUGCUGUAGAAAAACAACAGUGACUCAGUAGACAUCGGCAGAGCAAAACUUGAGCGAUGGUCCAGAAUAAUUUCUUGUUCUAGAGGUGCAGCUCCUCCUGAAGACCUCUGCUAAGGGUGGAGACAGCCUCCCAGAGCUCACCUGAAAGAUGAACGAUGGCACCUGGAUCACCCUUAGUCCGGCAGAGUUUGCUCAGCUCCAGCAGUAUUCUGAGUAUUCCACAAAGAAACUGAAAGAUGUUUUGGAAGAGUUCCAUGGAGAUGGUGUUCUAGCAAAAUAUAAUCCAGAACAGAAACAAGACACUCUGAACCAACCAAUUGACUAUGAGGGGUUCCAGCUGUUCAUGAGAACAUAUCUGGAGGUGGAUAUUCCAGAGGAGCUCUGCCAGCACCUCUUCAUGUCCUUCAAACGAAAAAUCUGCCAAUAUUCCCCAGAGAGCCAGAGGCAAAGUUCCAGCAUCACACAGCUCAGCAAUCUUGAGUCUAAGUCCAUUGAUGCAGGCAUCUCUAUCCAGACCGAAGUUGCUUGCGCCCCUGUUACAGGGAUCAAUGGGAAAACUUUCCUAACUGCCACAGGAAGGCACACACCUGAACCCAAAAGCUCCCAGGGAAACCUGGCAGAGCCACAAACAGCAUCUCUAAGUCCUGCUCCAACUGCCAAUGCCAACGCCCUUGGGAAUGCCUCGCCUAGCUGGUCCAGGUCGUCUUCACAGAAAUCCACUGCCGGUACCCCCUCGGCUCAAAACUCCUCAGGGUCCUCCAAGCUCUCCUCAGGUUCUCUGCUUAGCCCACAGUCCCCAGGCUCCAGAAGCUUGGAGAAGAAAUUACCAUUCAGCCUUCGAAAGAGCCACAUCUCCCUGAAAACAGCCAGUCCACAUUUGUCAGCCCCACUGGCUCAGGUAGUCUACCUGAAGGACAUUGUCUGCUACCUGUCACUGCUGGAAAGGGGACGGGCUGAGGAUAAGCUGGAGUUUAUGUUUCGCCUCUAUGACACAGAUGGCAAUGGCCUCCUGGACAGCUCGGAGCUGGAUCGUAUUAUCAAUCAGAUGGUUCAUGUAGCAGAAUACCUUGAGUGGGACUCCACAGAACUGAGGCCGAUCUUGAAAGAGAUGAUGGAAGAAAUAGACUAUGAUCAUGAUGGAACUGUGACGCUGGAAGAGUGGAUUCGGGGUGGCAUGACCACUAUUCCUUUGCUGGUUCUGCUGGGCAUGGAAACUAAUGUAAAGGAUGAUGGACAGCAUGCAUGGAGGCUGAAGCACUUCAAGAAGCCUGCCUACUGCAACUUUUGUCGCACUAUGCUGCUGGGCGUCAGGAAGCAAGGCCUGUGCUGCUCCUUCUGUAAAUACACAGUCCAUGAAAGAUGUGUGUCCAAAGAGAUUCCCCCCUGCAUCAGCACUUAUGUGAAAUCAAAGAGAAAUACAACUGUCAUGCAGCACACAUGGAUUGAGGGGAACUCUCCAGCCAAAUGUGAUCGUUGUCAUAAAAGCAUCAAGAGCUACCAGGGCAUUACCGGACUACAUUGUGUAUGGUGCCAAAUCACACUUCACAACAAAUGUGCCUCUCAUGUGAAGCCUGAGUGUGAUGGUGGGCAGCUCAAGGACCACAUCUUAUUGCCUUCGCACAUCUGCCCAGUUGUUCUGGAUAGGCAAUCCCACCCAAGAAGAUCAGACAGUGAAUCGCCAUCCAGCACAUCCCCAGAUGAUACAACCCUGGCCUUCAGAUACAACACCACCACGGUGGAUGGGCAUGGACUACAGAUCACCCCUAAGCCUGGAACACAUCCACUGUUGGUGUUUGUGAACCCCAAGAGUGGAGGGAGACAAGGAGAAAGGGUUCAUCGGAAAUUCCAUUAUCUACUCAACCCCAGACAAGUUUACAACCUGGACCGAGGAGGACCGACUCCUGGUUUAAAUUUUUUCCGUGAUGCUCCAGACUUCCGUAUUUUGGCUUGCGGAGGAGAUGGGACAGUUGGAUGGAUCCUGGACUGCAUAGAUAAGAUAAACAUAGCAAAACACCCUCCUGUGGCUAUCCUGCCCCUGGGAACAGGCAAUGACCUUGCCCGCUGCCUAUGAUGGGGAGGAGGUUAUGAAGGUGGCAACUUAAUGAAGGUCCUGAAGGACAUUGAACACAGUGCAGAGGUAAUGCUGGACCGAUGGCAAAUUGAUGUCAUCCCUAUUGACAAAGAGGAGAAUGGGGACCCUGUCCCUUACAGUAUCAUCAACAACUACUUCUCCAUAGGAGUGGAUGCAUCCAUUGCGCACAGAUUCCACAUGAUGAGGGAAAAACAUCCAGAAAAGUUUAAUAGCAGAAUGAAGAAUAAACUUUGGUAUUUUGAAUUUGGCACAACGGAAACCUUUGCCGCCACCUGCAAGAAGCUCCACGACUAUGUAGAGAUUGAGUGUGAUGGAACAGUUCUGGAUCUGAGUAGCACUUCACUGGAAGGUAUCGCAGUCCUCAACAUUCCUAGCAUGUAUGGCGGCUCCAAUCUCUGGGGGGAGACCAAGAAACAACGCAGCUAUAACCGGAUGAGCAAGAAGGUACCUGAAAAGUUACAAUCCUCAGUGGUUACUGAUGCCAAGGAGCUCAAGUUCUGUUGUCAAGAUCUCAGCGAUCAACUCCUGGAAGUUGUGGGCCUUGAAGGGGCGAUGGAGAUGGGGCAGAUCUAUACUGGACUGAAAAGUGCUGGCAAGAGGCUAGCUCAGUGUUCCUCCGUUACCAUCAGGACAACCAAGCUUUUGCCCAUGCAAGUGGAUGGAGAGCCCUGGAUGCAGCCACCUUGCACAAUUAAAAUCACCCACAAAAGCCAAGUGCCGAUGUUACUGGGACCUCCCCAAAAGAGCAGCUUCUUCUUCCUGAGGAGGAGGAACCGAACUCGAGACUAAUCUGCAACCAAGCAAAAGAACAAUCUUCAGAAGCAGCAGCUCUCCAUUCCGGUGGCAGUCAACCGCACAGGGGGAAAGCCUAUGGAAAGAAACCUUCAUCUCUUCAGAUCUCCUGGCUUCUGAAUCUGCUUUGGAAACAUCGGUCUGGAGGCAGCAUUAUGAACUCUUAGUGGAAAAUAACAGGGUUGGCAUUCGGCAGCCAAACUGAAAUAGCGGUGUGGGUUUGUAUAUACAUGCACACAUAGCCACAUUCUCUAAAUAUCAUUGGCAGGGAUAACACUAACAUUGAUGGUUCAGGGGGAUUUUUCUCCUCCACGGCACCACAGUCUAAGGAGGAGAAACUCUCAAAACUGCUCUGGUUGGACUGUGGCGAGAGUUGGGGACUGUUCUGAGGAGAGCUGUUCUAGGCAGCCAUGAAUUGCACAGCCCUGUCUGAAAGCAAACAAACAGACAUGGAAAACGGCAUGUCUGACGUAGCCCUGCAGAUGGGAUGUGGGAUCUUUUCCAUUUAUUUGGACUCUUUAGAACCCCAGAAGCUGCUGAUAAAACACCAAACUUGGCAAAGAAUCUGAGCUUCACUUAUUUAUUUUUUUAAAGGUAUGUCAGAAGACUUUUGGCAUCUCGCUGUGCUGCCCUCUUGGGUCACCAAAUCCUACACAUGAUAAGAAAUGUUCUUUAUUUAUUUUUUCCUUAGCUUAGGGGAGGGGAGAAACACUGGGGGAGAUAUUAUCCACCACCCCCAAACUCUUGCAACAGCAGUGUCUUUUGCUAGCUUGGUUCUAAUUUUAUUUUAUUUUUUUAAGCAGAAGCUGGUUAGGCGUUCCAUUUCAGAGGCUUAUGAAUGCAGAAAGCAGAGAUUGCCAAGUGAGGAAACCAGAAAGAGUGAAGUUGACAAUAAAAAAGGCAGGAGCCUUUUUUGGCAGUAGAAAGCAAACUCAGGGUACUAUAAAUGUAUGAAUAACAAGUCAGUUUGGUCUGUGAUUAUGAUGACAACCUCACCAACUUGAGGAUCCUUUCAGCUUAGAUGUAGGCCACGCUUCUCUCUGUUAAUUUUUUUGUAUUCUCCUUUCAGUUCUGGAUGCUUUUCUUUUCUUCUGUCUGACCACAUCUGACACAUGUGAACAUGUUUUUAAGUUUUCUCUGGCAGCACUCAUUGAGAGCUCCGCCAGAACUCACUCUUGUCAUGGGACUGACUUUAGUCCAGUGGCAAAAAAUUGCAAAUCAAGUGCUGGAUGUGUUACAAUGGCCUAAACAUGCGGCAAGGAUUGAACCCCCAAACCAAGAGCAAACUCCAUGGUUGGUAUUGGAAUGUCAUUAAAGGCCGGCUUGGUCCCAUGAUGAAAUGUAAGCAAACACAGAGGUCAUCCUAAAGAGCUAAUAUUUCCCACCCACCCCGAUGUAUUUGUUCCUGUAACAGAACAGCACAGAAGAGAACUCUGAAAAACUCACAAAGAGGGGAGAUUAAAAUGGCUCUAUGUUUCAAUAUGAAUUGAAUAGCCAGGUUAGCUGCUAUUCUUCCGUGCUCUAACUCUUUUAACUGCAUAGACUGUGAGUCAAAUUUUGAAUUGUCCAAAAGCAAAACUUGGCAGUCAAGCCACAUUGGGUUUGGAUCCACCAGUAGCCCACAUGCCACCUUGGUGCAAUUCCUAUUUUUUCUUCAAGAGAGGCAUCCAUGAACAGCUUGAAUAGCCUGUAACAUAACUCCUCUUCAAAGCAGACCAGUCAUUGGCAAAUGGGCCUAUGAAAGAGUGUUUUUAUUACAUCAUCAAAGGAAAAGAGUCUGAACCAGACGGUGUUCUUAAUGUAACCUUCUUCUGUGUGAGAUAGCUUUGCAGGAUUUUGUUUGGGUGGCUCUUUGCCCUGGUUUGAAGCUGCUCAGGGUCAGCAAGUACUGUAUGUCUCAUUCACAUUUAACCGCAGGAGAAUAAGGAAGUGUUAACUGGCUCUCCUUGUUGGCUGAGAGGACCACGUGGAAGGCUCGCCUCUGCAUAUCUGAAAGAAAGGAAUGCAAUCUUUGAUUUAUUCUUUGAACGUGGAAAAAGCUAGUGGCACAAUUCCAAAUAUUAUGCCUAUUUAUUUUACCGCUUAAAUAAUGAGGAAGGGUGUUCUCAGCUAAUGUAAUUCUUUCUAGAUGAAGUCACUUGGCUUCACCUAGAACAAACCCUGCCUAACACUCUCAAUAAGCUAGGAAAUCUGGUGGAGACCUUGGCAUCCAUGACAACAUGACUGUAUUUUCAUAGAUAACUGCGUUGCAGUCACAAACACCACAGUGUUACAUUUGGGACCCAUUCAGAUGAUAGCAUUUAUCUGAGAAAGAAGCGAAAGGUAGAACAAACUGUGGUGGCUGUGCAGGUUUGUUCUUACAGCUGGAAAUUGAGGAAUCUCCCCAAAGAUGGAUAUUUUGGCUUUGUGGUCUCAGGAAUGAUUACUGCGUUACCUCUUUAGGGCUGCAUGACAGCUGCUUUCACAGAGGGACCAUUUACACUCAACAACCGAAGUCUCCAUGAGCUGCUUAUUUUUGUGGGGCAGAAGAUACCCCAUUGGCUAUCAGCUACAUUAUCCUACCCCUUCUCCCUUCCCAAAGCUCCCUUUCCUUCCUGCUCAACUCACCUGUCUCUGAACGUUUUUGCAUCACAAUAUCUUUGUCUCUUUUCUUUUCUGUAUUCUGCUUCUUUUGGGGGGUUUUGGUUCAAUGCUGCAAAUAUAGCUUGUUCUCUGUUUUCUCAAAUACAAUUAUCUCCUGCCAUUGAAUUGAUAUUUGGCUUGGCUUGGUUUGGGUUUAAUUGACUGUACAGCAAAGAACAAAGGAAAAUAAUUUCUCCAGAAGCCAGCAGAUAGAAGCUCAGGAUUCUUGAGUUGCCAAGGAGAAAAACAACACAGCACAAAUUCUGUCCCCCUUGGGGAUUUCCAUGCAGUUGCAACCAGAUCUUAUCCCACUUUAUAAAUCUGGUGCAAAAUAAAGAAGAGGCAAGUGUUAAGUACUAGGCAUUUCUGUCUUCCCCAAUCUGGUACCCUCCAGAUACUCUGGACUGUAACUGACCAUUGUCCUGACCAUCAUCCCUGACCAUUGUCCAUGCUAAGCUAUACUGCAGUCCAAAAGACAUGGAGAGCACCAACGUGGGGGAGUCUGAAAUAGAUUCUUAACAAUAAAGGUAGUAAGAUACUAACUGAGAAAACUAAAGGCAAUGGGCCAGGAUUCUUUACAUUGUAAAUAUUAGUUUCUCCCUCUCUGAAAUAUGAGGACAUGCCAAUGCCACAAAUUUAAGCUGGUUUGUUAAUGAGUCCCUUCCUCAGGGAACUAUCAUUCUAUGAAGAGGACCAGUAGCAGAAUUCUCAGGCCCCUAACAAAAACUAUAAUUCUUAUCAUUUGUUGGGGGAAAGUCAUAACAAUUAAACUGGCAUAAAGCACAACUAUGAAACUGGUGUUUGUAGACACGCUGUGAGUGAUUUGAUUCAGGACUAACAAGCUGGCUUACUGAUGAACUAAAUAUCUUGUUUCUUAUAGGACUGUUCAACUGAUAAAAUUGCACUGGUUUAAUUAUAACCAAAUCCACCUUCUUACAAGGAUUACUGGUAUCUGGAUUUGAAAUAAUUCUGGAAAACCAUCAGUGGCUCAAUUGUUAAAAUGGAGCAGGAAAACAAUCACAGAAGGAAGGAGUUAGUAAAUAAA
Messenger RNA from Zootoca vivipara (common lizard), 8086 nucleotides. It is a transcript of the gene DGKG, whose product is annotated as diacylglycerol kinase gamma. The record is from RefSeq and is a predicted model, not a curated record. Gene Ontology annotation, biological process: phospholipase C-activating G protein-coupled receptor signaling pathway. NCBI's taxonomy places the organism in Eukaryota, Metazoa, Chordata, Lepidosauria, Squamata, Lacertidae. Gene Ontology annotation, molecular function: ATP-dependent diacylglycerol kinase activity; calcium ion binding. Gene Ontology annotation, cellular component: plasma membrane.